AAACACCUGCAUCAUUUAAUCUUUUUUGAUUUCCUUAUUUCAAUAGAUCACGAAUAAGUUGAUUCCAGGAAAUCACUUUGAUGUAGGUGCACAAUCUGAUCCCGGUGUUUUAUUUUUGUUAAGGUUCAAAUGAUCAUCCUGUGUUAUUUAUUGGUGACAAGACUAGUCAUGCAGGAUUUUUAAAACGUGGGAAAUUGUUAUUCGGAUGUUGUCUAACUAGCUUCGCAUCUGCAAUUAUCCCUUAUUCUCGGGUUCAGGUACCUGACCAUUUUCUACUUAAAUACUUUUGUCUUCUAUUCAUAUUGAUUGAUGCUACUGUUUAUAAUAUUAUUCAUUAUGAACAAAACUUCAAUAAUUUCCUUCGACUAUCUUGAAGAGAUGGAAGAACUACCAGAUCCUGCAAUAAGAACUUGUAACUAUCAAUUUAAUACUGUAAGUACUCAAGUUGUUAUGUACGUUCUACAAGUCGGAUAUGCCCUCCCUGUAUCUAUUCUGUACCUUUUCGUAAUUCUGAAAAUUCUUAGAGCUCACAAGUCAGAGCAGAUGUUUUCAGAUGCAUAUUUCAAAAUUUAUGUUCUCGAUGGAGUUGUGAGCUUGAUAGUAGUUAUCUUGGACUACGGUCUGACUCGUCCAUUGAUAUAUAUUAAUCCUUUAUGCUUUUUAUUCUGGAAUUGGUUUCCGGAGCCAACAUACAUUUUGACGCCGUAUUUGUUUGGAUUCAACUAUUUUCAAUUCGCAAAAAUCUUCUCCAUAUCGCUAUUGUCGGCUAACAGAUUCACUUGUGUUGCGUACCCAAUAUGGCAUAAAGUGUUUUGGAAAAAGCACACCAAUAACGUCAUUAUUGUUUCUCUGAUAUGCCCUGCACUUUUCACGUGGCAACUUGCAAUCUCACCGACUCGAUUUGAUCCUUACGUUGGCGAGGGAAUCUUGGGAUAUGUGAAAGUUGUACCUUUUGUGCGGACAACAUUUUUCAAACUAAUUGUCAGUCUUUCUGCAUUUAUUUUUAUGUUGAUAACAAAUAUCAAAACAUAUCAACUCACAAAAAAGUUCAAGAAUAAAUUGAAAAGUUUGGAGUUAUCUCUGACAUUGGCAACUGUCGUUAUCAGCGCAGUUUUUGUAAUUUAUAUUAUUAUUCAAGCGGUUUUGCUGAUUUUUUCCACUUCGUUUCUCGUUGAAAAUUUGUCCUUUGGUAGUACUUUAAAGAAAAUAGAGUUCAUCUGCAACGAUUUUUACCUAAUGAGCUCUCCAAUAGUUCUUAUUAUAAUGAACAAACGACUACGAGGUUCUCUAUUCAAGGUGGCUCCUGGAAUGACACAAAACUCAUCAGCGCCUAGAAUGUCUACAACAAAUGAAAAUACUGUUAGGAUUAUUGUAAAAUCACCACCAGCUAAAACCAUUACAAUGUGGUAAUUGAAAUUUGUUUUUUUUUUGUUUAGUAAAUAGUUUUUUGUCGUA
This is a messenger RNA of Caenorhabditis elegans, 1455 nucleotides long. RefSeq names its product Serpentine receptor class gamma (gene srg-25). Gene Ontology annotation, cellular component: membrane. Gene Ontology annotation, molecular function: transmembrane signaling receptor activity. NCBI's taxonomy places the organism in Eukaryota, Metazoa, Nematoda, Chromadorea, Rhabditida, Rhabditidae. The transcript has 8 exons. Gene Ontology annotation, biological process: sensory perception of chemical stimulus. Bases 310 to 1410 code for a protein of 366 amino acids. The record is from RefSeq and is marked reviewed.